AUGUCAGCUUCUCCACACUCGCAAACCUCAGAAGAGGAUGCAGAUACAAUCACUAUCCCCAUUGAUCGGUCAUUCAGUGAUGGCGACCCGUCUACUUGGCCUACAGAGCCCCGAUUCGGGAUGCCGGACGAUACAUGGUAUCGUGAGAAGCUGGCCAUCAGUUGGCUGAAGGAGACGGGGGCUUAUGAAGAGGGAACAAACUAUGUCAUAGACAGUCUGCCAGAAGGCUAUGCCGUCUUUGACAGGCCGCGUGGGACAAAUCCAGACAUCCGUGAUCGGUUCCUCUGGGGACACCCACUUGGGCAGUACUUCCCCUCUACGAUCCAGUUCUUUCCACACUUUUUAUACCUGAUGAAGGGCGGGAAAGAACCGUGCCCCUGCGUUCUUUGCGAGAAAUUGGCAAAGAGGAAUCAGCGCAUCAAAGAUGGCCUGCCCGCAAGAGGUCCAGGGAGAUCAACCGGGUCACUCAGUACUCCUGGUUCCGGUAAACCUGGUAGACCGCCAGGGAGGCCACCUGGUCGACCUCCUGGAAGGCCGCUCGGUCGACUCGGCCGGCCGCCCGGAAGACCACCGUUGAACCCUAUUGUUGACCGGGAAGGGACACCAGACGUCUUCAAGAUGGCCGUAAUGAAACUCAAGGAUAGGGGCGAACUAGAUGAACCCAUCUCAGAACCUUUAAGCAUGGACUGGAAGUCUGAAAGGCCUGGCCUGGGGGAGUAUCUGCAAAAACUAACAAUGCAGCCUUCCUAUGUCCCUCGCGCUGGUGAAAUUGUCCUCUGGGUUCCUAAUUUUGAGGGCGAGUUGGCCUGGAACCCAGAACACGCACGCGUUGAGAUGUACGACCCGGAGCUUGAUCGGUUCAUGGGCGUUCCUGAGUGGCGAGCGGGCAUCGUCGGCCAGGUCCCAGAGGAAGACACGGUGUUGCAGGAUCUAGUCGAGACGGUUAAUAAGGGGUGGGCAGUGAAUUAUUCUGGAUUCCGUGUCGAGACGUUCCCCGAUCCCAACAGCCCGGACAAGAGCUACUCCCUGCAGUACAAGUACGUUCACUUGAAAUGUAUCAAGCCAUUCAAUGCGUUCGAGCUCUUUUUGCAGAACAUGCCCCGGGAUGAAUUGCAUCCUUCAAUCGAGUACGCCAUGACCGUUAUGUCGUCAUUCAGCCUGCUUGAGAAAUUUCAUUUUCGAGGAAGGUGGCCGAAUGCGUCCAUCUACUGUAUGGGCAUAUUCGUUGGGGCGGAACUUCUCAUUGCAGGAGAUGCCGUUCGCCUGAAACCGGUGGGCUAUUCGCUCAGUAGCGGCCAAAAAGCAGUUACGGACGUCAUGGUGAUCGACGAGAUCCGGCUCGACCUGAUCCAAUGCAGUGAUGACAUCAAGUCAGACCAGCUCGCAGAGCGAUAUCAGGUGCGCAUUGGAGGCAAAGUCUACACGAAUAACCGCCAGCGAGCGGCGAUCGAAAACCCGAUGCAGCCGCCCAAGCCCCUAUCUCCCGAAGAAGUUCUCAGCGUCUUCCAGUACAUCGGCAUGAGCGGGUACGGCGACUGGUACAGUCUCAACGGCGGUAAGACGGUAGAUAUCUCCCAGGGGAUGGUCAUCGGGCGGUGCUACGAACCCGAUGCCAUGCGGCUGCUGUUCGGUAGUCUCUCACUGGGCCGGGAUCUGCACGGCGUGCUGAGCGGACGAGAAUACUCUCGGCAAGCGGACGAGCGCAUCCCGGAGGGCAAAGACUGGUUCUGGGGCGACUUCAGAACGCAGACCCUGGCGGUCGAGACGCUGAACGGCGAAGACGUCGGCCAUUAUAGUGAAAUCCGCGAUGUGAAGAUGUGGCGGGCCAAUCUCAAGGUCAUCGACGGCAGGGCCACUGCGGCUGAUUUCAGAGAGGCCAAGAUCCCCGGCGAGCUCGGACGACCGAGCCACAAAGCGCGAUCGGCGUUUGGGGAGGUGCGCAAGACGAGCAAGCUGGUUAGCGCUGGUCUGGGGGCGGCCAUUACGGAUGUGAGCAACAAUGUMAGCUCGGCGGACGAGAGCAAUGUCCAGACUCGACUGAACACUGAAGACGAAGGAGAGGAAGAGUCGCCCGAGGAUGAGGAGGAUUUCACUCUGCGUUUGGAGGACCUACGAGGAGGGACUGAGGAGACGGAAGGUGGAGACUACGCGCCUGGGAACGAUGAGCAUACGGCGAAGCGGCCAAAGCAUGAUCUUUGA
Aspergillus viridinutans is the source of this 2199-nucleotide messenger RNA. RefSeq lists its product as uncharacterized. The transcript is spliced from 4 exons. Lineage: Eukaryota; Fungi; Ascomycota; Eurotiomycetes; Eurotiales; Aspergillaceae. The coding region runs from base 1 to 2199 and encodes 732 amino acids. Gene Ontology annotation, cellular component: SHREC complex; rDNA heterochromatin. The record is from RefSeq and is a predicted model, not a curated record. Gene Ontology annotation, biological process: silent mating-type cassette heterochromatin formation.